Manduca sexta (tobacco hornworm) is the source of this 1509-nucleotide messenger RNA. Its product is annotated as allantoinase, mitochondrial. Gene Ontology annotation, cellular component: cytoplasm. Gene Ontology annotation, biological process: allantoin catabolic process; purine nucleobase catabolic process. NCBI's taxonomy places the organism in Eukaryota, Metazoa, Arthropoda, Insecta, Lepidoptera, Sphingidae. Bases 83 to 1360 code for a protein of 425 amino acids. The record is from RefSeq and is a predicted model, not a curated record. The transcript has 10 exons. Gene Ontology annotation, molecular function: allantoinase activity; zinc ion binding; cobalt ion binding.
CCGAUGCAAUUGAGUAAUCAGUUACAAUAAGAGUUUCAAUUGGUCUGGUAGUGUUACUAGUCUUAGAUAUUAUUUUGUGAUAAUGCUAUCUCGACAGUUAUUUAUAAGUAAGCGUUUAGUGACGGAAGAUGAAAUAUUCAGCGGUGGUGUUUUAGUUUCUAAAAAUGGCAUUAUAGAGUCGGUGCUAAAAAUGAAUGAAGUCAAAAAACUACUAGCUGCAAAUCACGACAAGAUAAAAGUCGUGGAUGGCGGAAAUUCAGUGUUAUUAGCCGGCGUGGUAGACUCCCACGUACAUAUUAACGAGCCAGGCCGGACCGCUUGGGAAGGAUUCCGCACCGCUACCAACGCCGCUGCUGCUGGCGGUAUCACCACCAUCGUUGAUAUGCCAUUAAAUUCAAUUCCCCCAACUACAACUCUAGAAAACCUUAAAAUCAAGGCAGCCGCUACAAAAGAUAAUGUUUAUGUCGAUGUGGGAUUUUGGGGAGGUGUUAUCGUCGACAACCAAGACAGUCUAUUAGAUUUAGUGAAAGCAGGCGUAGUUGGCUUCAAAUGUUUUCUCUGUCCGAGCGGUGUAGAAGAAUUUCCUAACGUGGGGAUGCUAGAUCUGAAAAAAACAUUCUCAACACUGGAAGGAACAGGAUCUUUACUAGCUUUCCACGCGGAGCUUGAAGAUGAUAAACUGAAAACUAAUGAAAAUGUAGAGAAAGGAGAUCCAGAGGAUUAUACGUGUUACCUAAAUUCGAGACCUCCGAGCAUGGAGAUGAAUGCCGUAUCAUUAAUAAUGAACAACUUUAUAGACAAAACAGAUGUUAGAGUACAUAUCGUCCACGUGUCUUCUGCUGAUGUUGUUCCCGUGUUAUCUGAUGCAAGAAAGAGACGUUUAGAAAAAGGAAGUAAAGCUUGGCGCGGUGGUGUAACUGCCGAAACUUGCCAUCAUUAUUUGAACCUUAUAGCUGAAAAUAUACCAAAGGGACACAGUGAAUAUAAAUGUGCGCCUCCGAUACGUGAUGAAAUGAACAAGGAGAAGCUUUGGCAAUAUUUACUAGAAGAUAAAUUGGACCUAGUCGUUUCGGAUCACUCUCCUUGUACACCUGAGCUGAAAUGCAGUGACAAUUUAAAAGCUUGGGGAGGAAUAGCAUCCGUUCAGUUUGGUCUCUCUUUAUUUUGGACGGCUGCGAGUGCUCGAAGUCUUGAUUUGAUCUCGAUAAGUAAAUACUUGUCCUCUGGGCCGGCACAUCUUUGUGCUCUUCAGAACCGCAAGGGCGCUAUAAAGCCAGGACUUGAUGCGGAUCUCGUAUUCUUUGAUCCAGAAGCAACGUUCCUCGUAACACGCGACAUGAUACGACAUAAAAUAAGCUAACGCCGUACAUGGGUAAAAUACUCCAAAGGAGUAGUCAGAGAAACAUAUCUCCGUGGACAACAAAUAUAUGUUAAUGGUGAAAUUAUUGGUGAGCCAAAGGGAAAAUUAUUGUUGAAUGAAUUAUAAUUAGACUAUCUAUGUAUAAUUUC